Molecule: messenger RNA, 168 nt
Organism: Aspergillus chevalieri
Lineage: Eukaryota; Fungi; Ascomycota; Eurotiomycetes; Eurotiales; Aspergillaceae
Exons: 1
Coding region: 1-168 (55 amino acids)
Source: RefSeq, a predicted model, not a curated record
AUGACAGCCCCCUUCGUCGCGAACUACAUCGGUCCCGCCUCUACACCUGGUAGCGCACCGCAUCGGUAUGUCUUCUUGCUGUAUGAGCAGCCGGAGGGGUUUGUGGGAGAGAAGUAUGCGCCGCCAGGGGGGGAAGGAGUUGUAGAAUUGGUAUUGGAUGAGCUUUGA